Messenger RNA from Colletes gigas, 2394 nucleotides. RefSeq lists its product as uncharacterized. Lineage: Eukaryota; Metazoa; Arthropoda; Insecta; Hymenoptera; Colletidae. The record is from RefSeq and is a predicted model, not a curated record. The transcript has 6 exons. Bases 740 to 1732 code for a protein of 330 amino acids.
UAUGCAUUCGCUAUCGAUACUUCGUCGGGCGAGUAUCACACACGGUCCAUUUUCGGCGAUAAUCCGGUUCCUCCAGUCUUACCGUUAAGUUUUUAUAUCUCGAUCGAACGUGAGAUCAGAACAGAUGCGAGUACUCGAUCGUUUAUAAGCUUCUGAUUGGUCGCGUCUACCGUCCGAACUAAAUUUAAACGGGCGUUCGUUAAGCGUCUCGUUUGCACAUGCAGUAUCCUCGACACCGCGCGAGUGCAACGUUACAUGAUGCGGUCGACAAUUUUUCUUAAUCAGAUUCCGUUCGUAACUCGGUCCUCGUCGACAGAAUAAUAUUUCUACGAUCUAUCAGUGCACGUGUAACGCAAGGAUGCUGUGUCGUUGAAGCGGUUCGUUAUCGUUGCAUACUAUUCGUAUUCAUAAAGUUUGUUUACGUCGGUUCUACGAGUGAGUCGGUAUUCGAUCGAAAGGAAAGUACACUUUUUUCGAGCGAUACUAUCACGUGAUUUAAGGUAUCUAACAGAGAACAAGGUUCCACGAGUUUGUAUAAGAGUGCAUUCAACGAUUUUCGUUCAUCGAUCGUGUCAUGCGAUAAGCUUAGAAAUCGAUGGACCACGGUGAAAUAGAGAGGUUCAGUUUCUUUUUUAUUUCGAGUUCGUCGUUCAAGUUUUAUGGGUUAGGACCUUUCGCCUGCUCGUCCACCACCACGUGAAAGUAGCGGCAACCUGUUGCCACCUUUGUACCUUGAAAAAUGUGCUCGUGCAUCGAGCGUUUGUUCAGGCUGCUCUGGCUAUGUAAACUGUACGCGUUGAUCGCGUUGAUAGUCACAGCGAUUGUUGUUUCGAUAAUAAUCCAGCCAAUAUGGUCGGCCGAUUCGCCAUCGAACCGCGAUGUAUUCAUGGACAUCGAAAUGGAAAGGACUUACAACUGGGUUUUGGACAAGUGGUACAACUUCACCGACGGCGUUAGAUGGUACAAUAAUAAAAUACUGUCUCCAUCCGACCCGGAGUGGGAGCGUUACUUGGCGGACCUACGACGGAAUUGGAUAGUUUGGAUGUACAAUCCAAACCAGUCGUACAAUCUUAAAAAUCCUGAGAUCGAGGAUCAUUCGAUGGGUCAAGCCAAUGUCAUUCGUAAAAUUCUCAAUGAAAAGAGGAAUGGUUUCUUCGUGGAGUGUGGCGCCUACGAUGGCGAGACACGCAGCAACACGUUGGUCCUGGAACGACAGCUCGGUUGGACUGGUCUCCUGGUCGAGGCGGACCCCAUAAGUUUCAGCAAAAUGUUGCAGAAGAACAGGAAGGCUUACCUGACGCCCACGUGUCUCGGGAUUCAGCCAUAUCCUACCAUGAGUUCCUUCCUGAUGGCGAGAAACGUGGGUCGUCUUCACGAGCCGAACGCGACCGACAGCCAUUUGCCAAAUUCGCCGGACGUGGCCCACAGCGGCACCCACAUUUACGUCCAAUGUUUCCCAUUCGUCCAUUACAUGGCUGCGCUGAACGUCACCACUGUUCAUUACUUCAGUCUCGACAUAGAGGGCUACGAGUUGGAGGUGUUAAAAACGAUUCCGUUCGACACGAUAAAUAUAGAGACUCUUUCGGUGGAAUUCUCCCACGUGGAAGAUGGCAAGAAGGAGCUGAUCAGCUUCAUGGAGUCCAAGGGCUACUUUGUCUAUUCGUUCGUCGUGAGAGCUGACAAAUUGGCUCACGACAUAAUAUUCGCUAAACAAGCGAACGAAGGAGUCUAAGUUCGAUAGAGUAAUCUCACAUUAGUCGAAUACGUGUUUAUUAUCUUGUUCCUUGACCUGAAAUACAUCAGUCGCGUUACAACGGUAUUGUUGGAACUAGUAUUGUUGGUUCCUAGUAUUGUCCACGCGUUAAGUAUUCGGAUAAAUCGUUCGGUUGGUAUUACCAGCUUUAUAAGCCAUUCCUAUAGCUACUAGUCAAUUAUUACGUUGUUUUGUUUAAUUUAGAUUUAGUUUCGACGCGUCGUUGUAUGAAUCCGGACAGAGCUUAAUUUUAGGUUAUCUAGUUUUUGAUCGGCGAGAAAUAAAAAAAUAAUGUAUCUUCACGUCGAACAAAAAAAAAACUAGAAAAAGUCUGGUAUCGUUAAUAUUAUUUUCAUUUUAUUUUACAAAUAUUUACAGGAACAUACAUUUCGCAUAAUAAAAUAAAGUGUCUCUUUAUAGGUAGUACACACAAAUUCCCGUCGACAUUAAUUCAAAAAACGACAGAAAAUAAAUAUUCCGGAAACAAUUAGGAACGCACGGUUGUUCCCACCGCGCGAGAAAAUUUGCACAACAAACCGUUAACGCGAUUUUCUGCGAUUCGUUACAACUCUCUCAAAGCUCGUUUCAUCGAAUUUCGUUUUAUGUAUCAUUUUUAUUUAUGUUACGAUCUCUCUAUGGGG